This is a messenger RNA of Larimichthys crocea (large yellow croaker), 7936 nucleotides long. It is a transcript of the gene phlpp2, whose product is annotated as PH domain and leucine rich repeat protein phosphatase 2. The transcript is spliced from 21 exons. Gene Ontology annotation, cellular component: cytoplasm. Bases 225 to 4535 code for a protein of 1436 amino acids. The record is from RefSeq and is a predicted model, not a curated record. Lineage: Eukaryota; Metazoa; Chordata; Actinopteri; Sciaenidae. Gene Ontology annotation, molecular function: protein binding.
GCUAACGACUGUAACCAAGGUGUAAUAAGUGGUUAAUUAAUGGAUAUUGGUCCAAAAGCUCAUUCUUAGAAGCUCUCCGGCAGGCCUAUCUGACAACAGUCAGAUUCAGUCUGGAUAUGGCGUCGCUGCACCGACAGAGGAUGAAUUUUCACCUCCUCUCCGUGGGAAUUUGCCAGUCGCGUACCGGGACUGCACUUCUUGGUUUUUGUUAAUAGGGAUCAUACAUGGCGAUGGAGGACGAGGACAAUCACACAACGGCCGUGGCCACUAACACCCAAACGGGCAUCAAGAAAGGAGGUGAUGUCGGAGAUAACGGGGCUUGCAUAGACAGGCAACCGGACACGGUGGUCCACCAAGCGGGGCUGAAUCAGACUGCAGGUCGCGGCAGCCGCAGUGGUCCGGGAGCUCAUGCUGCAACGGGGAUCCGAGUGCUAAAGCGCAACAUGAAGCGGAAUGGGAGUCGUGGCUGUGUGACAAGAAAGACCAGAUUUGGAUCACGAGAGCGGGACUGGCUAAAAGGGGACACCCAGCGGGGCUGUGUGUGCCUGUAUGGGGGCACAGUGGACCCCCAACCACCUGCCUCCGGCCCACAGGCCUCCUCCACCCCUCAGACAGACCUGCAGUUGGUGCUCUGCUCCACCAGUACUACAGUGGAGGACCUGUGUGCUCAGAGGGACGGAAAGGGACUCUAUGUUCAGCUUCAUGGAGACCUAGUCAGGAGGCUGGACCCCACUGAGCGUCCGCUCCAGAUGGUGUAUGAUUACCUGGCAGCUAUGGGCUAUGCAGACCCUGUACGAGUACAGCAAGAAGCAGCCAACUCAGACCUCAGCUGUUUGAUCCGUUUCUACAGUGAGCGUCCAGUGAAUGCAGACCAACAGGAACGGACCCUGCUGAAAGGCGUAUUCAGUGUCAGGAAGGGCAAGUCUCAGCUGCACAAGUGGGCAGAGCGGCAGGUCAUCCUCUGCGGCACCUGUCUAAUCGUGGCCUCCGUCAAAGACAGCCUUACUGGGAAGAUGCACAUCCUGCCCUUGGUGGGAGGAAAGGUGGAGGAGGUGAAGCGGAGGCAACACUGUCUGAUGUUCAGCUCAGCUGGAUCACAGGCGCAGACAUACUUUGUCAACUUUGACACACUCGCAGAUUACCAGCGAUGGCAUCGGCAGGCAUCAAAAGUGGUGUCUCAGACAGUCAGCCUGGUGGACCUGUCCUGCUAUAGUCUGGAAGCGGUGCCUGAAUAUCUCUUUUACAGUCAGGAUAUCACCCACCUCAACCUGCGACACAACUUCAUGAGCAUUCAGGGGUCUGGAGGCCUGCUCAACCUCCCCAGGUUUUCUCAACUGAAGAGCCUGAACUUGUCUCACAACCGUCUGGGUGUGUUUCCUGAGUGUGUGUGUGAGAUCCUCACCCUGACUGAACUCAACCUCUCCUGUAAUAGUCUCCAGACCAUCCCUGUACAGAUAGGCAACCUUCAAAGCCUGCAGACUCUGUCUUUGGAUGGAAACCACCUCAGCACCCUUCCAGAAGAGCUGGGUGGCCUGUCCCAACUCAACAGCCUGGGGCUUUCCUUCAACAACUUCUCUCACAUCCCUGCUGUGCUGGAGAGAUUGAGUGCAGUGGACAAGUUAGCCAUGGCUGGGAACAGAGUGGAGAGUCUGGAAUUGUGUACUCUGGCUAGAAUGAGCCACCUGAAAAACAUCGACCUCCGAUUAAAUGGGCUGCGCUGGGUGAAAAGUGAGAGUAUGGAGACGGUGAACCAGGUGACCCAGCUAGACUUAAGGGACAAUUGCUUGGACUCACUAGACCUGAGCUGUGUCUGUAAUCUGGAGACUCUGCACUGCCAGCGCAACCAACUAGGGACACUCACACUCAGCGGUUUUACACUCCGCAUGAUUCAAGCCAGCAACAAUCGCCUUACAACAGUCAACAUCUAUCCAGUCCCUAACCAGCUGACACACAUGGACGUAUCACAGAACCUUUUGGAGUAUCUUCCGGACUGGGUGUGUGACUGCAGAAAAAUUGAGAUGCUGGACGUCACGCACAACCUCCUGUCCGAGCUCCCUUCCAGACUACUCAACAGCUUGAGUUUGAGAAAGCUGCUGGCGGGGAACAAUCGUUUGCAGAGAGUGCCUGACCUACUUGACCACAUCCCUCUGGAAGCCCUAGACCUCCAGCACAACAAGCUAGCCGAGCUCCCUGAGAGUCUGUUUUACAAGGCCUUAAACCUAAAAUACUUAAAUGCAUCAGCCAAUGCCCUGGAAAAUAUUCCUCCCAGCAGCCAAUCGGAGGAGAGCCUCAGCACACUCCAGGAGCUCUACCUGACAGGGAAUAACCUGAACGAGAACUGCGGUGCUCUUUUGGUUGGACACCAGAACCUGCGGGUCCUUCACAUCGCUUACAACCAGCUGCUCUCCUUCCCUGCCAGUAAACUGAGUAAGCUGGAGCAGCUGGAGGAGCUAAAUCUAAGUGGCAACAAGCUAAAGACUAUCCCCUCCACGGUGUCCAGCUGUAAGAGACUGCACACCCUCAUAGCACACUCCAACCACAUUACUGUCUUCCCAGAGAUUCUCAACCUGCCUGAGAUCAAGCUUGUAGAUCUAAGCUGUAAUGAGCUGACAGAGAUCCAGCUGCCAGAUUCGCUGCCUGCCACUCUGCAAGAGCUCGACCUGACAGGCAACAGCACCCUGAUGCUGGAACAUAAAACCCUCAACCUCUUCAGUCACAUCACCACCCUGAAAUUAGACCAGAAGUCCACUGCGACAGCAGGAGACUCACAGAGUGCCUCCACUCCAUGGAACCACGGUUACUCUGAAAUGAGCGGCCAAAGGAACAAGUUGUGUGUGUCUGUGCUGGCUGUAGACCGCUUUGGAGACGGUGUGGAAGCUUGUUAUGGUAUCUUUGAUGGAGACCGCAACGAGGAAGUGCCUCGGCUGCUGCAGUGCACCAUGGGAGAUGUGCUGUGCGAGGAGCUUCAGCACUCCAGUGUCGACAAGGUCUAUAUGAGCAACACUUUUCUCACCUCACACAGGAAACUAGGUAUGGCUGGUCAGAAACUGGGUGCGUCUGCCUUGCUGUGUUAUAUUCACCACGAGCCUUCAGAUCCAGGAGGCAACUUCAGCCUCACCGUGGCCAAUGUGGGCAGCUGCCAGGCAGUGUUGUGCCGGGAUGGCCGACCUGUACCUCUCUCUAAGGUUUACAGCUUGGAGAACUGCACUGAGGAGAUGGAGAGGGUUAAGCUCAGCAAAGCCAUUAUUACCGAGGAUAACAAAGUGAGUGGAGUGACAUGCUGCUCUCGCCUGCUGGGCUGCUCUUAUCUGUCUCCCUGGGUGCUUCCAAAGCCCUGGGUGCACACUGAGCCUCUCUGUUCCCAAGAUGAGUUUUUGAUCCUGGGGAAUCGAGCGCUGUUUGAACGUGUCUCCUACCAGGAGGCCGUGUGCACUGUGCAGGCCGUACGGAAUCCUCGCGCUGCUGCCAAGAAGCUGUGUUCACUCGCCCAGAGUUAUGGUUGCAAGGACAACAUCGAGGCUGUGGUGGUAUCCUUACAUAUCAUUGAAGACAGCUGUACCUGUGAGCCGCCAGUCUCCACCACUGAACCACGGGGUCCCCCUCCCGCCCCUGUGCCUCUGUCCGUGACCCCAGGCCCUACUGACACAGCCGCCCUUUCAUCCAGCAGCGGCAUUGUCUCUGAGUUCAACAGUGAGACAUCAGCCUCAGAGGUGGGCAGCGAGGCGGGGUCCACUGCUUCAGAUGAGCACCCGUCCACUGGCCCUGCAUCCCGCCCAGAGAGACGCUGUAGCCUACAUCCUGCUACUACACUGUGUGGGAUUAUGGUACCAGGCUCAGCUGGGACAGGAACCCACCCAGGCCUAUUUCAGCGGCAGCCCUCCUGCGCUACGUUCUCGAGUAAUCAGUCUGAUAAUGGUCUGGACAGUGAUGACGAAGCUCCGCUUGAGGGCGUUAUCUCCAAUGGCAGCAAGUUAGAAGUAGAGGUAGACAUUCACUGCUGUGCUUUCCAGAUACGGUCAGGUGCCCCUGAGAGCCCCAAAGACUUGGACCUUGAUAAGCGCGGCUCCGACUAUCCCAAUGGUAAAAUGCGCAGACAGAACAGUGUGGUGGUUUCUGCUACAAACGGCUGCCUGUUGGCUGUAUGCGGAAGAGAGAUUGCCGACCUCAAGAAGUCUCCUUCCACAUCCAGCCUGUUUGGGAAGAAGCUCUCCAAUGGCUCUGUGGUUGCCCCUGAAGAUAGUCAUAAUCUAAUAGAGGUGGCCCUGGAGGCUCCUAAGAAAAAGUCUGGCUACUUCACUGCCCCAGCACAGCAGGACCCUGAGGACCAGCUCAUUGUCCCUCCUUGUCUAGAGCAGGAAGUUAGGGAGCAACUACGGGGCCAGAGCCCUCUCGUCUCAGGCUUACCAUCCAUACCCCCCUGCUUAAAAGACCCUGUGUGGGAUCAUCCACACCCUCCUGCGUUUGCCUCCAGCUUGGUCCCAGGCCCUGGCCCUGUUCCCAUCCUACAGCAGGAAGUCUACGAUACCGCCCUCUAGAGGGGGGACACAACACAGCGCCAUGUGGCAACAGUUCUGAGAUUGUGCCAUUCAAGAGAAGAAGAGAUUUUUCUCACACGUGAGAUAUUCUAACUCAAGUUGCCAUUCAGCUCUUUUGUGAGGACAAGACAAAUCUGUGGGACACUAUUAACGUGAGGUAAAAGGGGGUUUCUGUGCAUGGCCUGAGUAUCCAAGAAAGUAGGGGCGACCAAGAUCCCAGUUCAUAACAUGACGUUGUGAAAAGAAUGGUUGGCUAUCAUAGACCAAAAGACUUGAAAUGGGAUACCUCACGUGUUUAAACAUGUUAGCAACAUUUCCCUUUACUUGGAAAGCAAGCAAUCUAGAGGGUGUGUUUAGUGAGGUCAAAUCUCCUCUCCAGGGGCUCCAUGGUCUCUCAGGUCCUGGAGAGAAGCCCUGUGACCGAAACUUGAAAAAGUGCCUACUGCAGACGACUCAGCCUAGAGUUCGGCGACAUCCAGGCUGUGUUUGGGGAUGUGAGCGUUUUACUUAAAUUCGGAGGAGGGACGGUGUCUCCAAGAGAGUAGCACUGGCACAGCUCCUGCUCGCCUCCUCUUCCUGUGGCUUUCAAAGGAAAUCAGACAGUAUAAAUGCUUGUAAGGCACAUAGGACUAGAAGAUGUGAAGACAAAAUAAUUGCAUUAACAGUACAUUGCCAGAAACGUUAUGGCUGGGUUUUAUUUUUUAACAUUCCCACACAGUAUGUAUAGAAUCUUCUAUAUAGGAUAAAUUUAUUCUAUACAGUAUAGUACACUCACAACUAGCAGCCAACCGAUGCGCUGUGCUUGAGCUGCUGACAUCAAGAUUGAACAGUGUUGCUAUUUAGAGCAAUGCAUUUUGAAUAUCUGUCAAAAAAUAAUAUCAAAGUCAUUCAACUGUACAGAGAGCUGUGUUGUAGAAUUCAAAGACCCAUUCAACAGUAUAAUCUGCGACAGUGCAUGAUCGAAUGAUAUCCUUAAGAACAACAUAGGAAAAUAAAGGUUUCAUUUAAAUUGUGGAACGGAGACCCCAGGAUGUUUGGAUAUCACCUAAUUUUAUUUGAAUAAAACAGUCAAGGCACAAAAGUGAAUUAUUACAAAAGAUGAAGAUUAUGAUUAGAUGCAGUAUUUUAUGUACUGUAUGUCAUAAAAUAUUUCCACUGGUACUAAGAUUGUACAUUUUCGUAUAUCUAAACCUUUAAGGCUGCUGCCCUUUUGCAUUAGUAACAUCCUCGUUCUUCAGAUUUAGAUUCAGUCUUUAACAUUUUGACAUCUCUUUGCAGCUUAGCUCUCGUGCACUGCCCACUCACCAAUAUGAUUUUUGGGGCGUUAUUUUGGCCCAUUACAAACAGAACGGAAACCAUAUUUUCUUGUAGGCCUAUUCUGUUAGAUCUGGGCCAGAGUUUGGGGGCAGAAACCACAGAUAUUGUGUACAUGCUAUCUCCUGAUUGGGGGCGUUGUUUCUGUUGAAUUCAUCUUACACAGUUGUUCUAAAAAAUUAGCAGUGCAGCAGCAGUAUAAGGUACUGAAAUAAGAACACACUGGUUCAGAGUAAGUAAUGCAGUUUUCCUAUUACGUCUCAUACAGUGCUUUAGCAGUUGAUAUCAUCAGUUUUCGAGUAUAUAUCUCUGCUGAGAGUAACUUGUGGACGACAACAUUAUUAUUUGAAUCGUCAGGUAAAUAUUACGCAGCCCUGGGAACCUCAGUUUAUCCAUUCCUUAACCUCCCCACCUUGUGCCAAAACAGAAAGCAGCUCUGCUGGAGCUGCAGUGGUUAUAAGAAGGCCAAAGUCGGGUAAUUGCUCAUGUCAGUGAUUACUACAUCAGAUGUAUAUUUUUGGUUGCCACUCCUCAAGUCGGUAGUGGUGCAGUUCUUGCAUUCCACAGCUUUUGCAGAGCUGGACCUUUCAGUGUUCCCUUUUAGCCUUAAAGUGACACUACUCAGUAUUUUUGAAAGGAGAAGCCCUUUGCGUCAUCACUCAUGUUCUGUUUGUGACUGAGGUCUUUAGCUCUGAGGGUGUUGCUCCCUCUAUCCUUUCUUUGCUCCACAGGAAUGAGUGAUAUGUCAUUGAUGAAGCCUUAAUUGAUGUGCAAGUCGGAAUCUUUUUUCAUGAUUUGCAAGUUUUUUGUCUCUUGAAAGAAAUAAACACUGUUAAAGCACUUUGUAUAUAGAAAAUAGUCAUAUUUAGAGUUAUGUAUAUUUGAGUUUAAUAUAUGAGAUAUUGAUCAACAGUGUGUGCUCGGAUUAUUUUGGCUUCCCUCAGCCUAACGUAUCACCUCUUCACCUUGUCUAAGAAUACACAGCCAACAGGAAUGAUGAUAAUGUCAAGUGACAUAAUGACGAUUCAUCACUUUUUGGUGUGUUUUUUAAUAUGACAUAUAACAUUUAUUAUUUUAUUUUAUAAAAAGUUUUUUUGUUUUCUUUAAAAGCAACUGAAAUUUACAGAAUGUCUUGACUGACAGCAUAAUACAGAUAUAGAAAUAUAGAAUAUAAAUUAUUAGGCCCCCUCCUGGCAGAAACGAGGAAACACAGUUAUUCUGCAAGUUUCAAUAUUUGGUUGAAACAUUGUGCAUUGUCCUUAUUAUGCUUGAUCAGAAUUAACUGAUUUCAACUAAAGUUUUUGAUUGUUUUUUUUUGUUGUUGUUGUUUUAAUUAAGAAGAGGAAAACAUAUUUUAUGACGUGGCACACAGUUUAUUUCCAGUCACUUUAUUGAUCAGGCUGUGCAGUGUCUGAGGUGCCAAACACCCGGGACACUCAGUUGUGGUUCUGACUGUGGCCAGACCUCCACUGUCAGAGCCCACACAUGGUGUCAGACACUGUGUGUGUAUCUACCACAGGAGGAGCUAGAAAAGCUAUAAGACAGAUAAUGAUUGUGAAUAAUAUUGGGAGGCAUAGUUUGGAGAGGAGUGGAGCUUUCCUUGAGGUUUAAUACGAAACAGUGGUGUUCACAACAGAUGUUGGGAAUUCGCUCAUACAAAUAUGCAAAGUGUUAACUGUACAUAAUAUAUAAAUGUUUAUCAGAGCUUCAUUUUCCAUCACCUAAAACUACAAGAAUCAUUUUUUCACUAUGUCUGAAAAUGAAUAUUGACUGUAUGUACGUAUGAUGUAUGUAAUUGGGAUUGUGUGUGUAAGUUCUUUCCUUUCUUUGGCUCAUUUGCAGUGUGGUUUUAUUGGUUUGGUUCCAGUUUGCCAAGUCAGGCUGGGGCUGCAUUGCACCGCUACGUUUAGUGAUCUUCUUUUUUGUAUACAGUUGUACACUCAGUGUUUGUCCAUCCAAUCUGUCUCUUGGAUGAUGUCAUAUUUUCACCCACUGUCCUGUCUAAUAUACAUUUCUAACAUGAAAUAUAUUUGAAUAAUGAUCCAUCAGUAGACUAAUCAGUGUGCAUGUACAUAUGCCAACUGUGU